Salpingoeca rosetta is the source of this 2206-nucleotide messenger RNA. RefSeq lists its product as uncharacterized. The record is from RefSeq and is a predicted model, not a curated record. NCBI's taxonomy places the organism in Eukaryota, Choanoflagellata, Craspedida, Salpingoecidae. The transcript is spliced from 7 exons. Bases 419 to 1921 code for a protein of 500 amino acids.
CGCUUGAGGCGGGUGGAGCUGGUGUCAUGGAGUGGAUCCCACUACGAUACAACAACGAAAUCGACGAGAAGGACGAGAGGAAGAGACAGAAGAAGAAGAGGAAGAGGAAGAAUUGACAAGACACCCAGACACCCUGCCCCUAGCCUGCCCGGGCGGCAAGCCAUGUCUUGACGACAGCACAACACACCCAUACCAAACACCAGUUCGCAGCUGAGUGAGUGCUUGAAGACCGUCGAAAGACAGACACAGAGAGACACACCCACAGAGACGGAGACAAGUGCAACACAUCAAGCAACGCUCCCUCCAACAACCGCCCUGUCGAGGCCACCAUUCGAACAUCGCAAACCGCUAGCACCACCUCAGCGCGCGCACACACACUGCCCUACUGUCCACGCACGAGCUCACAAGGAGGCGGGUGAUGGGUGGGUGUGCCUCUGUUGCUGCAGCGGACGCUGCCACAUCGCAUCAGAAGAGUCCGACUGCUGAAGGCGGCGGCGGAGAUGGUGGGGAACGAAUGGUCAUGGUUGCGGCCAAGCGCUGGCCAGGCAUCCUGCGCGUGGACGCGCCGCCCAUACCUCCCAAAGAAGAGCCGGACCCCUCCGAUCUGCUCUCUGUUCAACCAGGCGUGCUUCCGCUCGCCGCCACCAAUGGGCAAGACAACAAAGCCAAGCUGCCAAACCUUGCCAUUGUUCUCGGUGGACCAAACUCCAACAAAGGCGCGGUGCUGCAGCACAUACAGCAAGACCCAAGCCUUGACGUGACGCUCGUGUGUGCCGAAACGCUGUUGAUUCGGUACUUGAGGAAGAACGCUGCGGGGGACUCCAUCCGAGAUGCACUCGACUUUGCAGAGAACGCCAGCGACACCCUCACCAUGCAACUGUUGAUGCAACUGGUGACAGAGCACCUUGCAUGCGACGACAACACGCCAGCCCCAUCCUCAACGCCAGCAGAGAGAACACGGCUUGUCAUCAUCGACCUCAUCCCAAAUCUCCGCGUCUUCUCUCGCGCGCCGCUCCUCCGCAACCCGGCAAAGCACCUCUCCAUCUUCGAGCGGCAGGUGCAACGCUUUCGGUUUGCCCUGCAUCUUGAGAGCAGUGCUGUGACAACACCCCUCAAACGCGCAAACACACUUCCGGACGAGGAAGAUGUGCGACGGUUGCAGAAGCGAUCGCAGAUGCACCAAUCCAACACGUUUCCCCUCAUCAAGUACUUUGAGGACAGCGAACGCGUGAUCAGUUUGAAGCAGACAAGCAGCGAACCGGCGCCCUAUGCGCCAGCAAGUGCAGACGACAUGUUGUCUGCGCAGACACGGCACACAUCGCCACGCGUGAAGGCCGUGUACACCUGGCUGCGGGCAUACAUGCACGGCGCCGCGGAUGGCAUCGCGAGCAUGCCCCAGACCUACCACGACACGGCAGGCGACGAAUCAGCACAAGCCACCCAGUUCCAACUCCAGAGAGGCGGCACACAACAGCAGCACCGUGGCGCCGUGGUGUGCAUGUGCAGUGGUGACGCAGAGCAGGAGCUGUUGCGCACCACCCUCGCAGACCACAACAUUGCGUGUUCCCCAGUUGCACUUGAAGACGGUGGUGGCCACAACCGCGCAACACUGACCUUCAGUCUCAGAGACAACAUAUCAACGGCAUUGGCGAGCAGCAGCAGCAGCAGUGUUGUUGUUGUCGACACCGCCCAACUCAAGCUGGAUUCGGGACGUGUAUCUGUGAGCCACACCUCCAGCAAGAACAUCGCGCAGGCACUGGUGUAUUGCCAGGCUGGACAGAUUCGCAUUGGAGACACGUGCGUCGUGGAUGUGGAGAAGGCAGACGUGCAUGCGCACAGUGUGGAUGGCCUGCUGGUUCUCUUCAGCAGGAAAGCGCGCCAACACGAAGCACGCAUACUCAACAUGCUCUCCCAAGCAUGAGACACGUGACGGUGCACGACGCGGUUUUGUUGUUGUUUAAGUUGUUGUUAUUGUUGUUGUUGUUUAAGUUGUUGUUGUUGUUUAAGUUGUUGUUUAAGUUGUUGUUUAAGUUGUUGUGUUGCUGGUGUUGUUGUUGUUGUUGUUGUUGUUGUUGUUGCACCCUGACGUUCAUCGUGGUCGCCAAUGUGCACCAUGUGUCAGUCUCUCGGGUAAUGUUUGGAUCCAUAUAAAGCCCCACGCGACAAUGCAUGAUCUCUUGACGCGUGUCACCAACAGAGUGAUGGG